CGUGUGGUCAUGUCGGUGCUGGACGGGAGCGCGCACGUUUGCGGUGUAAUCCAGGCAGCCUCGGUGGACGCGUCCGUUCUCGGCAUCGCACCCAUCGUCAUAACAAUGGAGACGGCGUCGGCCAUCAGCGAGCAAGUCGUCACGAGCCAAACGAGCGACUACGAACAGCCCGCCGCGCAGCUCGUCGACGCCGAGACGCUCGUUCACGCGCAGAACAUCGCUCCCGAGCCGAUAACCGAAGAGACGAUCGCGCCGGAGGAGAUCGGCAUUGCGCGGGCCCCCGAAUGUCUCACAACAGUCACCCAAAGGUCUGCGCAUCCGGGGUCCGGGCAUCCGGGGCCUUCAGUUGCGACGGCGGGAAGAACGCACGACGAUGCAACGUCGACGACUCCAGUGAGCAAAUCGACAGGUUCGAGCGGUAAAGCGAUCAACCGACCGCACGAGUGUAAGAUCUGCGGCAAACGACUGACGGCGAAGAAGCACCUCGUCACACACAUGCGCCGUAUCCAUGACAAACUCAAGCCCUACGAAUGUCCCGUAUGUAAACGCUGUUUCGCCGCCAACGGCGACCUGACGCGCCACAAGUCGACCGUCCACGUCGUCGACCGUCUCUUCCAGUGCCUGACGUGCAACAAGGCGUUCAAGACCGACGAGCUACUCCGGAAGCAUUCGCGCGAGGUGCACACCGACGACCGACAGCACAGAUGCGAGGACUGCAAGAAAGCCUACAAGACGGACCGCUCGCUGCGCAAGCAUCUCGGCAUCGUACACGGCCAGCCGACGUUCAGCUUCCAUCAAUGUCCCGACUGUGGUGUGCGCGUGUCUGGACAGCGAGCCCUCGACGAGCACAAGUCGACUGUGCAUGACAAGCUGGUGCCGCAUCAGUGUGAGGACUGCGGCCGGAAGUUCAAGCGGAAGUCGCAGGUCAAUCGGCAUAAGUUGUCGGUGCACGCUAAGGAUAAGCCGCACAAGUGUGCGAAGUGUGAUAAGGCGUUUGCUGUGAAGACGUAUCUGACGAGGCAUGUGAUGAGUGUGCAUUGGAAUGGGGAUGUUGAGGGGUCGCGUGGUGGUGGUGGUGGUGGUGGUGGUGGUGAGGGUGGGGAGGGGAUGGAGGAGGGGGAGGAGAAUGAAGUCGGAGCGCAGUUUGUCGAGGGGCAGGAGAAUCAGGAGAAUCAGGAGGAAGGAAGCUCGGCCGUCCCCAGCUCGGGAGAAUCUUCAACUCCCACUCAACGUCAUCCCUUUGCUUCUCAUCCGUGCGAAGACUGCAACAAAGUCCUUAAAUCCAAAGAGCUGCUACGUCAACACCAAGCUGUCGUUCACGGAAAAGGCAAAUUCCACCAAUGCAACGACUGUGGCAUCCGCGUACGCGGACAGUCAGCACUGCAAGAGCACCAGAUGGCCGUACACGGCAAACAGAAACCGAACGAGUGUCCCGACUGUGGCAAGUUUUUCACACGAAAACGUGACGUGAAACGACAUCAAAUGAUCGUCCACUUGAAGAAGAAGCCACACCAAUGCGACACGUGUGGCAAGAUGUUCUCCAGGAAAGCAGAUUUGAUCAAACACGAACGCUUGCACGGCACUGACAGUGCUGCCGAUGCUACUGCUGAUGCUGCUGACGAGUCGUCGGAAGAUGCUGCGAAGAAGUCGGGUCCUGUAGCUGAGGAAGUCACACGAUCGAUGGAAUCGUUGGUUGAUCUGUUGGUUUUGGCAAGUGAGAUAAAUGCCGGGAUUGGGGCCGUUAGUGUGCCGAUGACUGAGGGUUUGCUGCAGUUGCAGAACGCUGUGCCCGGACAUCAGGAGGAGGUUACGUUGGAAUCGGGUGUGCAGCCUUCUGCAGGGGAGCAUCAGACGUCAGCAGCUAAUGCAACAGACGAAGUCCACAAUGAAGACCAACAGCCGGAUCCGAUGGAUACGAGAGAAGGAACUCAAGACGGAUCAACAACAAGCAAACCUGAUGGAGAUGGCACUGAUGAACCCGACAAGAUGGACACCACAAACGACCAACUCGUCAACGACGAUCGACCGAAGACGAGACCUCUUUUGCAAUGCCCCGAGUGCAGAAAGACAUUCAAAGCGAAAGCCGCUCUUGUCGAACAUCUCGCCAUCAAACACGGCAAAGGAAAGUUUGAGCAAUGCAUCGAGUGUGAUCACCGCUUCAUCGAUCAGACGGCUCUCCAAGAGCACCAGAAGUCUGUUCAUGACAAGGAGAAGGAGAACAAGUGUGAAGAGUGCGGGAAGAUGUUCUCGCGGAGUCGAGAUCUGAAGCGGCACGUCACAGCCACGCAUAAUAGGAGGAGGGCGCGUAAGUCUGGUAUUGAUGACAACUCGGGCAAAACGAAUGAUGCUGAGGAUGCGGAGACGACUGGCGACGUUCAGAAAGAUUCUGGAGAUUUGGUGACAUCGCAACAGACAACACCACAAGGCUUGACCCGCACUGAGUCAGUUGAUUCAAUGGACACAAUUGAAGGCUCCGAUGAAGAUGUCACAACUCAACAAGAGGAAGACCAAAUGGACACGGCUGAUGCCAAUCAGAAACAAGACGACAACACAUUGGGCCCACCAUUCGUCUUCCGUUCCACACCGACCGACAAGGCAUCACGAAAGUCAAUGGGCAGUGACAUCCUGAAGAAGGUGAGACGAGCACCUCUCAAGGAGAGAGACACAUCACCCAGUCGAAGCAAGAAAGCGACUCGACUCGAGAACAUCGCGUUGUCAUUGGCUCAAAAUCAGAAAGACGCCAAUACCGAACAAUAGUAACUCAACGUCUGUGUGUGUGUGUGUGUGUGUGUGUGUGUGUGUGUCAGGUGUUUGUCCAUUAGUGUUUAGUGUAAUACGACCGGCUGAAUUUGCCGUUUCCUUCUUGUACGUUUUUGACUUACUUGACUGCUGAUGCAGCGGCGACUGAGAGAUCUGGGGGCUUGUCGGUCUCUCUGCUGAGCUGAUUGUAACAUUAUUGAUGUCUUUUACUUUUGUUGUGAGCGUAGGAUUUGAUGAUGUGAUGUAGACAUUAGAAGGCAAAAUGGAGAUCAUAUGCAUACGU
Molecule: messenger RNA, 3043 nt
Organism: Corticium candelabrum
Lineage: Eukaryota; Metazoa; Porifera; Homoscleromorpha; Homosclerophorida; Plakinidae
Product: zinc finger protein 420-like
Exons: 10
Coding region: 10-2757 (915 amino acids)
Biological process (GO): regulation of transcription by RNA polymerase II
Cellular component (GO): nucleus
Molecular function (GO): DNA-binding transcription activator activity, RNA polymerase II-specific; RNA polymerase II cis-regulatory region sequence-specific DNA binding
Source: RefSeq, a predicted model, not a curated record